AUGUCGGCCUUCAUCACCGACCUCGUACAAUCCAUCUUCACACCCGGCCCAACACCCACCCUACUCGUCGCAACCAACGUCACAUUCGCCUGCCUCCAAGUAGUUCUCCUCCUCCUCCUCCUCGCCACCUUCAGCAUCCACUUCGUAAUACUCUCCCUCCUCAGCGCCGGCCUCUGGUGGUCAAUAAACUGGUUCGUCAGCGAGCUCCGAGCAGCUCAAGCGGUGGAAGACGAGAAGAAGAAGAAACGCGCUCAGGAAGAGGCGAAGCACGCAGAUGAUACGGACACAGAUGCGGAUACGGUGAUUGGCGCGGGCAAUACGGCGUCGGGGAGUAAGGAGGUGGAGAUUUUGGAGGAGAGUAGAGAGCUUAAGAAUCGUGGGGGUGUAAGCGGGAGUAAGUCGGAGACGAGUACGGAAGAUGAGUGGGAGAGGGUUUCGGAGAAUGAGAAGGACAAGGAUAAAUGA
Messenger RNA from Cadophora gregata, 465 nucleotides. It is a transcript of the gene PKR1, whose product is annotated as SMK killer toxin resistance protein. The coding region runs from base 1 to 465 and encodes 154 amino acids. Gene Ontology annotation, cellular component: endoplasmic reticulum membrane. The transcript has a single exon. Gene Ontology annotation, biological process: vacuolar proton-transporting V-type ATPase complex assembly. The record is from RefSeq and is a predicted model, not a curated record. Lineage: Eukaryota; Fungi; Ascomycota; Leotiomycetes; Helotiales; Ploettnerulaceae.